Messenger RNA from Pipra filicauda (Wire-tailed manakin), 769 nucleotides. Its product is annotated as fibroin heavy chain-like. The coding region runs from base 318 to 689 and encodes 123 amino acids. The record is from RefSeq and is a predicted model, not a curated record. NCBI's taxonomy places the organism in Eukaryota, Metazoa, Chordata, Aves, Passeriformes, Pipridae. The transcript has 3 exons.
UCUCUGCAUGUGGCAAUUUGCUGAAUAAUGCAUCAUUUUGUCAACUCUUAUAUAGCAAUCGAGAAAUGCCCUACAGUGCUCCCUGCACACAGGAGACAAGAAUGCAGAUCGUUAUGGAAACAGGCUUGAAACUUGCUUGAAAUAAAAAUCUCCGUUCUAUACUUGUGGCUUUGAAGGCCUGGGCUGUCUUUCUUUUCCUUCUGGAGUAGCUGCGAUUCAUCCUGUUCGAUUGGAGUGAAUUCAUCCCGUUUCCGAGGCCAAAGGGAGGAGCGAGCGGGCGGCCAUGUUGUGCGGGGGGCGGGGAGGAAGGAGCUGAGAUGGCGGCGGCUCCCUCAGACAGACGGCACAAGAUGACCGGGGAGCAGCGGCAGCUCCCGCACGGCUCCCGGGCGCGCUCCCCGCCGCUCGCUCUGGGGACACCCGGCCGGCGCCCCGGGUGCCGCGCUCGAGGGCCGAGUCGGGCCCAGCACUCUGAGGGCUCCGGGGCUGCGGAGGGUGGCGAGCGGGGCUGCCGAGAGCGGCUGGGACGGGCGGGCAGCAAUGGCGCCGGGACUGCGAGCGCUGCCCGCUCCGCUCCCUCGCCCGGCGGGCGCGGGGCCGCCCUUGGCCGCGGGAAGGGCAAGCAUCAGAGCAGCGCCCCGUCCUCGGGGCCCCCGCUGCCGGCCAGCGGGCUGCUCUUCGCCAGGUAGAAUACCAUGAACAAUACCUUAUUUUCUGAGUGGCUUCAGAGGAAUCAUUCAUGAGUUAUUUUUUCAGAUGUGUGGAGGAC